UUUAAAAAUAUUUUUAGGUUUCAUUCCUCGAUGCUGAAAGCAUUCAAAUCCCAUCUAAAACAAUUAACAUCAUGUCUCUGCAUUUUUAAAUGUUGUUCCAAAUCAAAUAAUUCUAUCCAACCACAACCUGAACUUGCUAUAAAUUCAAUUAUGCCAUUUCCACUAAAUGACCCAACAAAAACUAAUAAAAGAGUAAAUAAUUAUAAAUCAACCAAAGCUUUAUUGACUGGACAAAAAUUAAUUAUUGGGAGAGAAGAGGAACAACGAGUUUAUUUUAAUGAAUUGCGUAAAAGUUGGGAUGUGCCACCCUGUGAAAUGAAAAAGAAAUAUAUUAAAUAUUAA
Messenger RNA from Meloidogyne enterolobii, 342 nucleotides. The record is from the annotation of a GenBank genome assembly. NCBI's taxonomy places the organism in Eukaryota, Metazoa, Nematoda, Chromadorea, Rhabditida, Meloidogynidae.